AUGGUGCUCAAUAGUCGGUCAUCGAUCGGACACAAUUUAAUGUGCAUUUUUUAUCAUGAUCCCAAACUGCCAGCACACUAUCAACGCUUAAUGAAAUUACGUCUCGAUGAGACAUUUUAUUACACGUGUACGUUUACUGAUCCCCGUAACCUUACAGCCUAUGUCAGGCAUGGAUUCAUUGUGAAUAGGCUAGUUCUUAUUAUUAGUGGUGAAAAAGCUCAGUUUUUAUGCGACAUCAUGGGAAAAUCUAAGCGAAUUCCUCAUAAUUCAUUCCUAUAUGAAUUUCAAUUUGACAAAAAUAAAUUAAAAUCAGAAUUAUCUGCAGAUAAAAAAUUUCAUUCUAUCGAUGAAUUAUUUAAAAAAAUUACUGAUGAUGUUAAACAGUUUACUAACAAGGAGAAUCAAUAUCCUCAGAUGGUUGUUGACAAUGAUGAAACAAUCCUUCAACAAUCAACGCUAUCAUUCGGUAUUCAUGAAAAACCUAAAAAUCAGCAGUCAUUUUCCUACUUGAGUACACAAGCAUUGAAAUUCAUCUUAUUUCAAUCGUUUAUUGAAGUACUCUUGGGAAUUCCAAUUGACAAAGACGCCAUUAUACAUAUGUGGGCGAGAUGUCGUGGAGAUACAGCCAAUCAGGACAAUGAUAAUUAUCUGAAACAAGUCGAUGAAUUUGAAGACACAUACAGCUCAACAGACGCUAUUCGAUUUUAUAGCAAAGACUCAUUUCUUUUUCGAAGCGUUAAUAAGGCAUUACGAUGCGAAAAUAUUGAGAGAAUUUUCACAUUUCAUCCAUUCAUAAGCCACUUACAUCAACAACUACUUAAACUAGGCAGUGAGCAGAGAUGUACGGGAAAUUGUUUACAAACUGUAUUACAUCGAGGUAAAAAAUUACCAGCAAGUGUUUUACAACAAUUACAGGAUAACACGAAUAAUCUCAUAUCGAUUAACAGUUUUCUUUCCACGACAAAGAAUGAUAAUGUGGCCAAUAUGUUCGCUGACAAUGUCAAUAUGAGAAGUGGCUAUGAAACGGUCAUACUUGAAAUGCAUCUUGAUGAUACCAGGUUGGAAAAAAUGAUGCAAAUGAAACGACCAUGUGCAGACAUAACGAAUCAGUGUGAAAAUCCGGAUGAAGAAGAAGUACUCUUCUUUAUGGGAUUUGUUUGGUGCAUUAAAUCAGUGAAUCAAGCGCCCGAAAAUCACUGGAAAGUCGAACUAGAAUUAUCUACUGAUAUGAAUGUGCACAUGGCCAAUAACUUCAAUGAAUUAAAAGGUGAAUGUACAUACUUCACUUUGGGCAAAAUCUUACAUGAGCUUGGUGAAUAUACUGAUGCCAUUAAUUUUUAUGAACGAAUGCUUGAAUCAGCGUCAAAUCUUUCGUCGAAAACUCGUGCUGAAAUUCACUUUCACAUUGGUAUAUCAGCGUUUGCGAAUAACUUGUAUAAAUUUGCAAUCGACAAUCUUAGGGAAGCAGAACAACUCAUGGAAAAAGCAGCAAGACCAAGUGAUGGAAUAUCAACUACUUUUCGACCCGCCUAUGCAGAGGAUAAUGAACUUACCCCAAUGCGUAUUUUAACCAAUAUUGGUCUAGUUUAUCAAAAGAUGAACAACGAAACUAAUGCGUACGAUUCAUUUGACAAAGCUCUUAAGCGAGAUGGUUCAACCAUCGACAAGGCCAAACUAUGCUACUCUAUUGGUGUCCUACAAUUUGAAUGUCGCAAAUAUGAAGAUGCACGCUUUUAUUACCAUCAAGCUUAUGAUUUAGCUGAAGACGAAGAAUUGAAGAUAGAAAUCAAUCAAAGAUUGGAUAAAUUAGAGAACACAGCCGUGAACACGUGA
Rotaria socialis is the source of this 1833-nucleotide messenger RNA. NCBI's taxonomy places the organism in Eukaryota, Metazoa, Rotifera, Eurotatoria, Philodinida, Philodinidae. The record is from the annotation of a GenBank genome assembly.